Molecule: messenger RNA, 3723 nt
Organism: Echinostoma caproni
Lineage: Eukaryota; Metazoa; Platyhelminthes; Trematoda; Plagiorchiida; Echinostomatidae
Source: the annotation of a GenBank genome assembly
AUGAUGCCCGCAGUCGAGCCGGCUCUUCUGGAGCAGAAGUUUAAACGGAUGUCCUCGGAGGUGACCAUUCCUGGAUGUCAUGCUCACUUGGCAUUAGAUCAAUUGGUGGAAUAUCGUAACCACUUAGACAACCGGCUCGAUGGGUCGCUGAUUUCUGCAUUGAAUCGGCUUAUGAAUGUUUUCCAAAGCCGUUUAUUCCUGGCCCUGCUCGAUAUUCAGGACUUCUACGAGUCAACUUUAUUGGAUCCGAACAAGAACAAUGAGGAGAAAACCGCAGCCGCUUUGGAUGUGGCACUCAGAUGGGAGAAUAUAUCCAGUCCUUCAUUGGUUGCUUCCACAAUCGACCUGCGGCGAUCGAAUUCGAGCUAUAAUCUCAGUUCCUUUGAUCGGGCCAUCAACGUGACCGGCGGUUUGGAAGGCGAGUCGAUGAACUGUUUUGUAUCCAACACACAUCAAAAUAAUUACAGAAACCAAGUGGGCAAGUUACAACGUGAACGAUCUCAACGGCACCAAAGCAAUUCCACUUUGUCGUUUUCUAUGCCAAACUACUCUCCCUCUAUCCAUUCUCCGUAUAAAUGGACCGAUUACAGUCCCCCAGGGCUAGUUGAAUCGAAUCAUCGUUCUGGAAUCACUUAUUCAACGGAAUCCGGUGUCUAUGACAAUAUCCGUGUGCCCACUCCGGACAAACAGAUUCCGUCAACUAGACCGGUGGCCAAGCCACGUCAGCGUCGUCUGCGCAAGAUAAAAACGGCCCCUUUAAAUGCUCGGUCAGAUCGACAAUCAGCACCGCAUUGGACCGGAGACGUGGAUAUAUCGAAAUUGUCUCCGAGCAACCAAAAAUUGACCAUGGAGCAAACGAAUUCAAACCAGUUGCUGGACGAUGAAGACGAAUCGGUGAAUCCGCAAUGGGCCGGUCUGCUCAGUCAUUUGCCCAUCACAACCGAAGUGGUUAUUCAUAAGACUUCAGAAGGUUUUGGAUUUAGUAUAGCUGGUGGACGAUCUGUGGGUCCGGAUGGAGUGGAGAUUAGUACGGACAUUUUCGUCACACGAAUCAAUCCAGGUGGAGCUGCAGAUCGAGAUGGUGGUCUACAAGUUGGUGAUCGGAUAAUCUCAGUCAACGGGAUCAGUUUGAUUGGUGUAUCGCACGAGGAAGCGGUUCGCGCACUGCAACUGGCCGGUAGUCGUCUGAAAUUGGUGGUUGAACGCCGCAAUCCACAAUCGAUCUCCGAGGCCAGCUCAUCCAUAUCCUUACCACCAGCUCCCUCUAUCGGACCCAAGACCAUGACAAAUUUACCCACAGUUCCCGUGUCUACCUCACCCGUGGCACGAACCAGCGGUUCCGGGGCCAGUACAGGAAGCGCCGGUGCGAUGAGUAUGAGCAGUGCUGGUCUUACCAAUACUAGCCUGGUUAGUGGCUCAUUGUUUGAUCCAGGCACCAGCAAACAGACACUAAGCUCAGGUGGAAGUCGAUCCGCGGGCCGCGGACGACCGGCCACUUCUGAGUCCGGUGUAGUCCAAUCAGAACCACCGUUGCCAGGUUGGUCGCCGGCAGAGAAACCGGAAGAAGAACAACCAACCCGUACAAAGCGCCAGUCUUCCUUGGAUAUGGGCUAUAUGAACCAACUGGAUUGCAAAUUAUUCUCUGGCAUGGUUAAAUCGGCCACAGUAGAUCGAAAGUCAAAAAAGAAUUUGAUACCUGCAAGCUUUCCCGCAUUUUCCUGGUGCACCGGCCUGCAGAAGCCAACAGGGUGUGCUGCCAUGUUGGGCGGGCAUCGUAGCUUGCCCGGAAGCAGUGCCUCUAGUCGUCGAACCCCGACUGGGAGUACGGAAUCCCGCGGUGGCAAAUAUUCGGUCACCACAAGUGGUGGGUGUGUGAGUAUCAGUUCCCGUCCGGUGCCAGCACCUCAACCAGGACCAUUAUUGGUGGAGGUCACUUUGCUACGCGGGACCCGAAGUGGUCUUGGAUUCAGCAUUGCAGGUGGUGUGGGCAACGAGACAGUGGAUGGUGAUUCGGGAAUUUUCGUAACCAAGCUCACUGCGGGCGGGGUGGCAGAAACUGAUGGCCGUAUUUCCGUUGGAGAUCGGAUAGUACAAGUGAAUGAGACCUCGCUGGUCGAGGUUACUCACGAUCAGGCCGUGCGUGCACUUCGACAAGCUGGGGACCAUGUGCAUCUGAUUCUGGUCAAACAGAGCGUACAUCCGUCACGUUUGAUCUGGUCCACUGAGUUAACUCUUGAAACAGCCUUUCCCUCGUGCGAGGAUAGCUGUAUCAAUUUACUCCCAGGUGGCAGACUGUCUGAUCUAGAGUAUGCAGACAACAUUGUGCUACUAAGUGAAGAUCCAGAUUACGAUGAACAAGUAUCCUCGCGUCCAGAUGAGACUAGUCCAAGUUCACCACGCAUGAAGCAGUCAGAUAAAGCCCCUUCAAGUCGAGCGGGAGAUAAAGUACGUAAUCCGGCCGACCUGUGCAGUCCGAGGUCAUCACCGAUGGCUGCAUCGUCACAGGGUGAUUACGAGAGAGCAACGGUGGAGGAAUCUUUGGGGGAUGUAAAUUCCCCAUACUUUACCCCGUCCGGUCAGGAAAUGAUCGAAGCCCAAAUGUCCGGAUUAAUUGAGUAUACAGCGGCUGCAUCCGUCGCGGAUCUCGUGUCCAAAUGGCCAAAAGCACGUUUAGUCACACUGCACCGUAACACACGCUACACAAGCACCAAUCAAGAACCGAAUGAUAAACGAAAACCUCGUCGUAGCCGUUCAGUUGGUGGUAGCCUUGGUUUGAAUAUUGUUGGUGGUGAUGGAUCCGAGGCGACAUUCGUCUCCCAGGUACAGCCGGACAAACCAGCUGGGUUGUCUAAACGUAUAUUUGUCGGCGAUCGACUCUUAGCCGUGAACGGAAUCGACGUGUCAGAACACGGACACGAACAGGCGGCUGCUGUGUUGCGUAGUGCACCGGAUCGGGUUGAUUUGGUUGUCGUCUACUGUCCAGACGAAUAUGCUGAAUUUGAGAAGUACUACUCACGACAGUUGAAAGCAGUAGGACACAAAAUGUCCUCGAAGACAGCCAAGCAACUUGCCGGAAUAACAAGUGUUAUCCCGACGGAGGAAUCAGAUAACUCGCGUCACGGAAACAGACAUCAUCGACCACGAAAGUCAAGCACCACUGCACCAUCUUCUGAAACAGCCAGUACUGGGUUAUCCGUCCCACCUAACUUCGAGGCCAAUGAGUUGUUUCUACGUUGUCAAGUUGAUUACGAGCCGAGCAAAGAAAGUCAUCAGGCUGUACCGAAAAAGGCAUUUGCACUGCGUUCCGGUGACCUAAUUUGUGUGAUCAAUUGGAAUGAUCCGGAGUGGUGGGAGGCGCAACGUAUCGACCCCAUGUCGAAUGAAGUGGCCGGUCCGAUUGGCCUUGUGCCCAGUCGACAACGCUUGGAACGACGUGAACGGACUCGUUCGAGGCAUGUGAAUUUCCUCGCCCGGGCCGGUCGUACAACCAGUGAGCAGCCGGGAUCUGUACUGGAACACACAGUAGCCCGAUCGAGUGGGCAUAUUGAAGGUAGUGGUGGUGGUGGCAGUAACGAACACGCCGUCACCACACCGACCACCACCACACACCGCAGAGACCAUUCGCUGGGUAUGGCUGUAUCGGUCACCUCGCUGGCAAGCAGUGGGACAAAGCAUUCGGAUCGCCGAGGUAAAACUUACUUGCCAAUAAUGGUAACCAUCUAA